AUGAUCCAGAAUGCUGCUGAUGGAACAAAGCUGCUACAAAGUCCAAUCCCGGUGGUGACUCGGUACUAUGGAUUGUGUAUUCUGAGCACUUUAGAUGUUUAUAAGACAACAUGUAAAAUUGACGUUUCGAGUUACCCGUUCGAUACGCAAGAAUGUGUCAUAGUUUUGGCUUCUGCAUAUGGAUUUCCUGUGAUGCUUCAUCCGUUCGUGAAUGAACUUUCAGACGAAAUAGCCAACUUACAAACAGAAAAUGGAGAAUGGAAUAUUACUGGAAUGAGUGUUAACAUAACAGAACUGAAUUACGGGGUAUUUGCUGUCAAAAUGUAUCUGACUUUGAAAAGAAGAUACGCGUUUUAUGUGAUCAACAUCAUUUUCCCCAUGGGUCUACUCACAGUACUUAACUCCAUGGUGUUCCUUCUGCCCGCAAGCUCCGGGGAGAAGAUGGGAUUCAUAAUGACCGUCUUUAUGGCCCACGCCGUCUUUCUGAACAUCAUUCAAAACUCCCUGCCGACGACGUCAGACCACAUCUCCAAACUUUCACUUUAUUUAGUUCUGAAUGAGAUUCAAGGUUUCUUGGCCAUAGCCGGGGCCAUUAUUGUCGAAAAUCGCUAUCACAGUGCACCGAAAGUCAAAGAACAUGACUUUUCCAGCUGUAUCCAGAAAUGGGGGAAGCCUGUUUUACAAGGACAGGAGUUGAAUGAAUCGGCACAGACGCCAACACCAGACGAGAACCGGCACGGUGCUAGUGGAAAUGGAAUCACUGGUUUGUUGAAGCAGAAAUGUGGCAACAUCAGCGAUCGGCAUUUGGAUGCUGUGUUCUUUAUAAUCUCAUUCAUUAUGGCCUUUGGUAACAUAUUUGUUUUGAUUUCAUGA
Gigantopelta aegis is the source of this 873-nucleotide messenger RNA. Its product is annotated as neuronal acetylcholine receptor subunit beta-4-like. Gene Ontology annotation, biological process: monoatomic ion transmembrane transport; chemical synaptic transmission; nervous system process. Lineage: Eukaryota; Metazoa; Mollusca; Gastropoda; Neomphalida; Peltospiridae. The transcript has a single exon. Gene Ontology annotation, molecular function: transmembrane signaling receptor activity; extracellular ligand-gated monoatomic ion channel activity; neurotransmitter receptor activity. Gene Ontology annotation, cellular component: membrane; neuron projection; synapse. Bases 1 to 873 code for a protein of 290 amino acids. The record is from RefSeq and is a predicted model, not a curated record.